Messenger RNA from Solea senegalensis (Senegalese sole), 1942 nucleotides. It is a transcript of the gene apool, whose product is annotated as apolipoprotein O-like. NCBI's taxonomy places the organism in Eukaryota, Metazoa, Chordata, Actinopteri, Pleuronectiformes, Soleidae. Gene Ontology annotation, biological process: cristae formation. The transcript has 11 exons. Gene Ontology annotation, cellular component: MICOS complex. The record is from RefSeq and is a predicted model, not a curated record. Bases 67 to 1404 code for a protein of 445 amino acids.
UUUGGACACAGAGGAGUCGGAGCUGGAAGAAGCAGAGUCCAAAGAAGAAGGAGGAGGACUGCUGUCAUGGCGGCCAAGGUGGUGAUGGUGGCUGUCCCAACGGUGCUGGGAAUAGCCUCCAUCCGUGUGUACACGGUGAGCGAAACCCCCACGGAUGAUCUGCUCAAGAGAGAAAAGCUAAACAUCUACACCCCACAGUCAGCUCAGACUCUGUUUGUUCCUGAGAAGCCAGGUGUUAUUGAGAGUGGGGUCACUACAGUGAGAGAGCGCAUACUGCCGAUUGCGGAGGCUGUAAAGGGUGCCUGUGUCUCUGUGAAAAAAGGAAGUGUAAAUCUAUACUACACAGGACAGGAUGUAUAUUACUACCUGAAAGAUCCUCCUCCGGGAUUUGUUCCCAGAUUUGGUACCAUCACCAUGGCUGGCCUGCUUGGCAUGUUCCUGGCUCGGAAAGGUUCUCGCUUCAAGAGGUUUGCCAUUCCACUGGGCCUAAUGAGUGCCGGAGCUUCAGUAUGUUACCCGGCUCAAGCAGUGGCUGUGAUUAAGGUGACAGGUAGAAAGGUGUAUGCCACAGGGCAGUGGUGCAGCGUUGUAGUGUCCUCACUUUUCACCCCCAAACCCCAGGAGCCGGAUGCCAAAGAGAUGACUGCCUCACAACCACAGUCGGCUGCUGGGUCCAGUCUAGAGUGUGCAGUGAUUGAGGCCCCUGAGGUCAGCUCACUCCAAAGUGGUACAAUCCCAGAAAGGGAGGGGGAAGCAGCCAUGUCUGUUCCUGUGUCUGAUGAGCCCACUGCUGCUGUCAUAACAAAAGAGGCAUCAUCUGUAACUCUGACUGAGAGCUCCCCUGACCAGACCCCCGCAGAGUCCAACACAGUACAGUCAGUGGCAGCAGGACCAGAAACUGCCCCUCCCCCGGAGGAACUGCCUGCCCCUGUUGAAAACAAGGAGCCCACUGACACAAAACAAGCCCCAGAGAUAGUCUCAAAUGAAGGAAGCCUGGUAGAAUCCACAUCAAGCCCAGAACCAGAGACGGUAGAGGCUGCUCCCGUCCAGUCCACUGAAGUUCAGUCUGAUCUGUCCACCGAAGAACCGUCUGUCCCUGAGACAUCACACGAGCCAGCAGUGCCAGCCGUUGAAUCGGCCAAGCCUGAAUCCACUUCUCUACCAGAGUUAGCUGACCAGCCUCCCAUUGCUGCUGUGGACAAAACCCCUACUUCAACCUUAACAACACCACCUCCAGCACCAGCAGCAGCACCAGCAGCAGCACCAGCGGCAACAGCAUCUGCUCCUGAACAGCCUGCAGCAAAAAACAGCAAAGGGGGCUCUGAUUUUAAAACAGACCCGUCUCUGAUGGACUUUGGCCAGUCCAGCCCUGAGGAUGAAGACCUGUACAGCACACGCAGCUGAGACAUCACAGUUGUCCUCGGGAAGACACAUCAUUCCCUCACUACUAUCACAUCCACACUGACAAACCCUCUCUGUCAUCAGGCGGUGUAAAUUGACAUUUUGUAAGCAUAGUUAGGAAAUCUUUCAUCAAUAUUUCCAUUCUCAGUUUUUCUGCCUACAUAAUUUAUAUUUACACAGACAACAGCCAAGGCCAUUUGCAUUGCAAAUCGCGACACUCGUUUUUUGUGGAAGGACCGAAAUGUAGGGGGAAAAAUAUCCACCCACAACUGUUUGCCGGUGUUUUAGUUAACAGAUGGCAGAUUGUGAACAGUUUUCUCGUGAUUUGAAAAAAAUAAAUAAAUAAAAAAUAGUGGUUGUUGUGCUACAGCCUUUUCAGUCAUGAGCGCACGGUGCUGCUUUUAUUUAUUGUAAUUUAGCCCGUUGCUUUGGUAAGCUGAAUAUCUGCACAUGUGAUGGGAAUGACUACAAGAUGUGUUACAUUGUCUUCACUUGUAAUUUUGGGGAGUCAAAAAUAAAUCUAUAUUUUUCUGGGAAUUCA